UAUCGAACGCUAGUCGUGAGUUAUAAUUCAUGCCGACAAGGUGUCUGAGUGCGUAAACGCAGAAAAAAUGACGGAAAUAAAUGGUGUUAAAAAUGAAAUUAAAUCCUCGGCGUUGGAGCUUAUUGGAAAUACUCCGCUUCUCGCGUUAGACCGUCUACAUCCUGGACCAGGUCGUAUAUUAGUUAAGUGUGAAUUUAUGAACCCAGGUGGUUCUAUAAAAUGCCGUUCAUCAUUACACAUGAUUGAAAAGGCCCGAGAACGAGGAGAGCUUAAACCCGGUGGAGAUGUCGUUGAAGUCACCUCCGGAAACCAAGGAUGCGGCCUCGCCGUUGUUUGCUCGAUUAUGGGUCAUCCACUUACAGUUACUAUGUCGAAAGGAAAUUCCAUUCAACGCGUGAUUCACAUGGAAGCCCUUGGCGCUAAAUGCAUCAGGUAUCCCCUGGUACAAGGAACUUACGGAAAUGUCACAUUCGCAGACGUUGAACCCGCUUUGGAAGGGGCUAUGAAAAUGUCAGAAGAAAAUGGUUCGUUUUUCUGCCAACAAAUGGCGAAUCCAGAUAACGUUAACGCACAUUAUACUACUACAGGUCCCGAAAUAUGGCGGCAAUCGGGACACCGGGUUGAUGCUUUUAUCAGUGCUGUUGGUACAUCUGGAACUUUCACUGGCAUUUCUACGUAUUUGAAAGAACAAAAUCCGGAUAUUCAAUGCUUUGUUGUUGAACCAGAUGGUUCCCAACCGCUAAUAGGAUGCCCGAUAACGAAGCCGCUUCACAUGCUCCAAGGUGCGAGCUAUGGAGUUGUUCCCGAUUUAUUCAAGUCGGAUCUGAUGGAAGAUAGUAUUAGUGUAACUGACGAAGAGGCAGUGUAUUACAAGGAUCUGAUUGGAACAAAGGAGGGAUUGUUUGUUGGUUAUACAAGUGGUGCAAACGUUGCAGCGGCCGUGAAGUUGUUAAACUCGGGAAAAAUACCCAAAGAUUCAUGGGUCGUUACAAUACUAUGUGACACUGGAUUGAAAUAUACUCCUGUACCCGAAAACUUGAUAGAAUAGAAGAUAAGAUUGACACAAUAAGUCUCUAUCAACACAUUUAAUAGCUACAUUUCUUUGUACAUUACAAUAAUAUAAUCGACUUGUUUAAUUGAAGGCACAAAUAUCACGGAGCCGGUUGGUAUCAAUAAUAAAAGUAUAAUUAAUCAGUGGCUGUUAAAGUUCGUCGUUAUACCUUAAAAGGAUUAAUGUCGCCGAUUGGAUAAGUCCUGGAGUUGACGCGUGGGCGUAGCGUCCUUCGGGUGACCGAUGAAUUUAAAUAAACUUGUUUGGGCUACCACUUUUGACAUAUCCCUUAUUUUAAAAACGUUUCCAUUUCUUUUCUUCUCAUAUAAUAUUUCUAGCUGUCUCGUUCUAUUAUAAUUCUGUUAGGUGCUUGCAAAGUGGUGUUGUGAUAAAAACUUGCGGCGUCGCAAGCGCAGGUAGCACGUUUUUUGUUCGGUUUCAUUCGUUUAAUUUGUGUUUAUGUUGUUUUGUGCUGGCCCGUGCCAGACGUAUGCAAAGCAGGUACUGCAAUGCACAAGGAGAUAAAUCUUUAUUGCUCUUGACUAUCAAAUAACUUUAUUCAUCUUUUGAAAUGUCUUAUGCAAGAGUGAGUUGGCUUUGAUGACCUGAUGCUUAUGUUAAAACAAAACUCUACGUGUGCAAAGCUAUUGAUGUCAUAACAAAAUGCGAUUAGAAUACCAAAUAUGUAUUUAUAGUGAUCAUAAACCUGUAUAUUUCUGCAUG
Pieris brassicae (large cabbage white) is the source of this 1774-nucleotide messenger RNA. RefSeq names its product cysteine synthase-like. Gene Ontology annotation, cellular component: cytoplasm. NCBI's taxonomy places the organism in Eukaryota, Metazoa, Arthropoda, Insecta, Lepidoptera, Pieridae. Gene Ontology annotation, molecular function: cysteine synthase activity. Bases 68 to 1048 code for a protein of 326 amino acids. The record is from RefSeq and is a predicted model, not a curated record. The transcript has a single exon.